Capsella rubella is the source of this 895-nucleotide messenger RNA. Its product is annotated as calmodulin-like protein 6. NCBI's taxonomy places the organism in Eukaryota, Viridiplantae, Streptophyta, Magnoliopsida, Brassicales, Brassicaceae. The coding region runs from base 183 to 647 and encodes 154 amino acids. The transcript has a single exon. Gene Ontology annotation, molecular function: calcium ion binding. The record is from RefSeq and is a predicted model, not a curated record.
CUUACCAAUUCUCUUGAAUACAUUCUCCUUAGUUUCUGAAACCUACCCUCAUCGGGUCUCCAAGAGGCCAAGAAAGGACCCUCUUUCUCGGUUUCUCGGAGUCUCAUCAUUCUCUUCUUUUUCACUUUUUCUUCCACCACACGGCAACCUCAAAAAAAAAAGCCCUAGAUUUAUAAAAAGAAAUGGAUUCCACGGAGCUAAAACGUGUGUUCCAAAUGUUCGACAAGGACGGAGACGGAAGAAUCACUACAAAGGAGCUAAACGAGUCAUUAAAAAACCUCGGAAUCAUAAUACCAGAAAGCGAGCUAACGCAAAUUAUCCAAAAGAUCGAUGUCAAUGGUGACGGUUGUGUUGACAUUGAAGAGUUUGGAGAGCUAUACAAGACGAUAAUGGUAGGGGAUGAGGACGAGGUAGGAGAAGAAGAUAUGAAGGAAGCGUUCAACGUGUUUGAUCGGAACGGAGACGGGUUUAUAACGGUGGAUGAAUUGAAAGCGGUUCUAUCUUCCUUGGGACUCAAGCAAGGUAAGACGUUGGAGGAUUGUAGGAAGAUGAUAAUGCAAGUGGAUGUUGAUGGUGACGGUAGGGUUAAUUACAUGGAGUUUAGACAAAUGAUGAAAAAGGGUCGUUUCUUUAGCUCAUCGAGCUGAUAAUUACUUUUUAACUGUUUUUACUUACUGUUGAUUUUUGUAAGAGUUUGGUUAAUUUACUUCAUCCAACAAUUCUCUUGCGGUUUAGAAAAAAAAACACAUAAUCUCAUAAACGAACUAAAUCGAUUAGAAUUGCGAGCGCAUAUUGUAAAACUUGUAGUUUCGUCUGUUUAAUAUGUAAUGAGUGAUGAUGUUUUUGUUUCUAUUCACUUAACCUGAAUUUCAAACAAGAGCUUUCUCAAUACCAG